Messenger RNA from Cyphellophora attinorum, 6438 nucleotides. RefSeq names its product Conidial yellow pigment biosynthesis polyketide synthase. Bases 1 to 6438 code for a protein of 2145 amino acids. Gene Ontology annotation, biological process: fatty acid biosynthetic process; secondary metabolite biosynthetic process. The transcript has 5 exons. Gene Ontology annotation, molecular function: fatty acid synthase activity; phosphopantetheine binding; 3-oxoacyl-[acyl-carrier-protein] synthase activity. Lineage: Eukaryota; Fungi; Ascomycota; Eurotiomycetes; Chaetothyriales; Cyphellophoraceae. The record is from RefSeq and is a predicted model, not a curated record.
AUGGAGGAAGUAUACGUGUUUGGGGACCAAACGGCGGAUGCCCGGGCCUUUUUCAGUAAGGUCUUCACCAGGAAGGAUAAUGUGCUGCUACAAAGCUUCCUGGAGAGAGCUGGCGAAGCUGUGAAGUUUGAAAAUAAACACAGGUCACAUCCCUCGAAAGCCGUACCGAAUUUCACAACCAUCCAAGAACUCGUCGACCGUUACUACAGGAGCGAGCUGAAGGAUCCCGCAAUAGACAGCGUUUUGAUUUGUAUUUCUCAAUUUUGCCAUUUUAUCGGAGCAUUUGAAGAGCGUUCAGUAUCAUACAUUUCUCCUAAUGCCGAUGCGAGAAUAGUCGGUCUUUGUACCGGGCUUCUCGCGGCUUCGACCGUUGCUUCGGUCGAUUCCCUUACCGCACUGAUACCCCUGGCUAUCGAGGCCGUUCGACUCGCAUUCCGCGCUGGCGCACAUGUUGGAAGGAUUGGAUUGCAGAUCCAGGGUGAGGGAAAGACUCCUUCGUGGUCUACCAUUGUUGCUGCAGAUGAGAAGUCGGCUCAAUCUGCCCUCGAUGCUUUCCACAAGGAACACAACACGCCCCCUUCCAACAGACUGUGGAUCGGUGGCUCCUCGGCUACUUCAGUCACGAUCUCUGGACCUCCGGAGACGAAGAACUUGGCCUUUGAGAACUCAGAGUUUUUCAGAACACACAAGAACGCCCCAGUGGGGAUUUACGCACCAUACCACGCAUCUCACCUCAGUUCCGCCUCGGACAUCCAGAAAGUAUUGCGCCCGCAGACGAAAGAGAUUUUCGGUGCGGUUGUCCCAAGAUACGCUGUCUGCUCCAGUGUGACUGGCAAGCCGAUUCCGGCAAAGACCGGGUUCGACUUGAUUGAGCAAUCAUUAAAAGAGAUCCUCAUUGAGCCUCUGAGAUGGGACAGGGUGCUCAAGUACACAGCUACUGGCAAGUUCGAUGAGGCCAAGGUCUUCGCUGUUGGCCCUACGAAUCUGGCCAGUAGCGUAGUCUCUGCGCUGAAAGCUUCAGCUGCAAAGGUCACCCUCGAGGACCAGUCAACCUGGGCACAAGUUGCAGCAGCAGGCACGCAGAAGUCUCGCAAAGAAUCGGAUAUCGCCAUUGUCGGCUUCGCUGGUCGCUUCCCAGACGCUGCGGAUCACGAGAAGUUCUGGGAGCUGCUGGAAAAGGGUCUGGAUGUGCACAGGCCCGUCCCACCCGACAGGUUCCCCGUCGACUCACACACCGAUCCCACAUCGAAAAAGAAGAACACAUCACACACACCUUUCGGAAACUUCAUCGAAAAUCCUGGUCUGUUCGAUGCUCGAUUCUUUAACAUGUCUCCUCGUGAGGCUGCGCAGACGGAUCCCAUGCAGCGCAGAACACCCUCCACCAAGCACGAUAGGAUCGGUACCUUCUAUGGUCAAACUUCUGACGAUUGGCGUGAAGUGAAUGCUGCCCAGGACAUUGAUACAUACUUCAUCUCGGGUGGUGUACGCGCCUUCGGCCCUGGUCGUCUGAACUACUUCUUCAAGUUCAGCGGACCAUCUUUCUCCGUCGAUACUGCUUGCUCGUCAAGUUUCGCUGCCAUGAACGUUGCGAUCACCUCGCUGCGAGCUGGCGAGUGUGACACCGCUUUCUGCGGUGGAGCCAACGUUCUCACCAACUCAGAUAUUUUCUCAGGUCUUUCUCGCGGUCACUUCUUGUCAAGGACCGGCUCGUGCAAGACCUGGGAUAAUGAUGCUGAUGGCUACUGCCGAGGCGAUGGUGUUUGCUCUGUCAUCUUCAAGCGUAUGGACGAUGCGCUGAGCGACCGGGAUCCGAUCCUUGGCGUUAUUCGCGGUGUCGGUACCAACCACUCUGCCGAAGCCGUUUCCAUCACUCAUCCUUGCGCCGAGAAUCAGUCUUUCCUGUUCGAUAAGGUGCUCAAAGAAUGCAACGUGCCCUGCAACGAUGUCAACUACGUUGAGAUGCACGGAACUGGCACACAGGCUGGCGACGGCAUUGAGAUGGAGUCUGUCUCAUCAGUCUUCGCUCCGAGACAGGGCAAGAGAAGACCAGACCAGCCACUCUACGUCGGCGCUGUCAAGUCCAACAUUGGUCACGGCGAGGCCGUCUCUGGUGUGUGCGCUCUGAUCAAAGUUCUGCUUAUGCUUCAAAAGAGUAAGAUUCCACCUCACACAGGUAUUAAGAAGCAGAUCAACAAGAACUUCGCACCAGAUCUCAAGGAGCGCAACGUCAACAUUGCUAUGGAGACGACACCAUUCCCGCGCCCUGCUGGAGGCAAGCGUAUCACCUUCAUCAACAACUUCAGCGCGGCUGGUGGAAACACUGCUAUGCUGAUGGAGGAUGGUCCUGAGGUCCCUUCCACUCCUACCUCAGACGCCCGCGGUACUCAGGUCGUGACUGUAUCGGCCAAGUCACUCGGUGCCUUCAAGAAGACGCUCGCCAAGUUUGAGAACUGGGUCAACACCAACCCCAAUGCUGGCCUGCCCGAUCUUGCAUACACCACCACAGCCCGUCGCGCUCAUUACACCUACCGCGCUGCCAUGCCGGUGACCUCAGUCGCUCAGCUAUCAACUGCUCUCAAGACGGUUCAACAGCAGGCGCACAACCCUAUUCCUCUGGCUACACCUCAAAUCGCCAUGGCCUUCACUGGUCAGGGCUCACAAUACACGGCUAUGGGAAAGCGCAUGUUCGAGACCUCGAAGCAGUUCCGCGGUGACAUCGAGGAGUUCAACGAGAUUGCUCUCCGUCAGGGCCUGCCUUCGAUCAUGCCCUUGAUUGACGGCUCGGUCGAGGUCCAGAACUUGCCUCCAUCUGUCGUUCAACUUGGCAUGUGCUGCAUCCAAAUGGCUCUCACUCGUUUGUGGGCAACUUGGGGCAUCACUCCUAGUGUCGUCAUUGGCCAUUCGCUGGGUGAAUAUGCUGCCCUUCAAGCUGCUGGCGUUCUCUCCGUUGCCGACACCAUCUACCUGGUCGGCAAGCGAGCGUCUUUGCUGGAGCAGAAGUGCACCGCUGGCACCCACGCAAUGCUUGCCGUCCGCUCUCCCGUCGCUGGUCUGCAGGAUGUCGUUGCUAACAGCAAUGGCAAGAUCGAAAUCGCUUGCAUCAACGGCGUCUCUGACACCGUUCUGUCUGGCACGAUGGCCGACAUCGAUACUGUCGCUCAGAAACUGGCUGAUGCUGGGCAGAAGUGCACCAAGCUCAAGUUGCCGUUCGCAUUCCACUCUUCCCAAGUCGACCCCAUUUUGGCCGAUUUCGAGAAGCUUGCAAAGGCGAUCAACUUCCAGCCUCCACGAGUGCCGGUGAUCUCGCCGCUCCUCAGUGAUGUUGUCAGUGUUGGUGGCGUCUUCGAUGCUUUCUAUCUGAGUCGUCACUGCCGCAAGACUGUGGACUUCGUGGGCGGUCUGUCCGCUGGCAUGGCCACCUCCACCAUAAGUGACACUUCUCUUUGGCUCGAGGUCGGCGCACAUCCUCUUUGCUCUAGCAUGGUCAAGUCUUGCCUGUCGGCUUCUGCUUUGCCUACCAUGCGCCGCGACGAGGAUCCCUGGAAGAUCAUCUCCACGUCCCUGGCCAGCCUCUACACAGCAGGAAAAGCCGUCAACUGGACCGCUUUCCACAAGGAGAAUGAGAGCUUGAGAGUCCUCAACAUCCCUACCUACGGUUUCGAUGAGAAGAACUACUGGCUGCAAUACACUGGUGACUGGCUGAUCUACAAGGGCGAUUAUCCCAAGGCGAUCGCCCCUGCUCUAGCUGCUGCACCCGCUGUUGCAGCGCCUGCCAAGAAGCUCAAGUACUUGACCGACUCCGUUCAAGGCAUCGUCUCUGAGGUUGUCGAUGGCAACACUGUCACCGUCGUUGCAGAGUCUGACAUGGGGUCUCCAAAGCUCUUCCCUCUCAUCUCUGGUCAUCUUGUCAAUGGCUCUGGCCUCUGCCCAUCUACGCUGUACGCUGAUAUCUGCCACACUUUGUGCGACUAUGCCUAUAAGCUGGUCAAGCCCGGUGAGAAGGCGCACAUCAACAUUGGCGCCAUGGAGAACAACAGCCCUCUGCUGCUGAAGAACAUCCACGAGCCCGAGCAUCAGAUCAUGACCUCUACCAUCAAGAUGGACCUUAAGAAGAAGAACGCUCACUUCACCGUGACCAGCAACAAUGGCAAGAAGGAUGUCACCCACGCUGAUGCCAUUGUCACAUUCGAGGACCCGGAAGCAUGGAAGGAAGAGUGGGCCCGUACUGCCUAUCUUGUUCAGUCACGCAUCGAUCUCCUGAAGCACAAGAUGGAAAAUGGAGAAGCCGACAAGUGCAGCCGUGCUAUGGCUUACAAGCUGUUCACUGCUCUUGUUGAUUACUCUGAUCCCUUCCAGGGCAUGCAGAGUGUCAUCUUCGACGGCCCCGAGUUCGAAGCCACCAGUACCAUCAAGUUCCGCGCUGGUCCAGAGCUUGGCAACUUCUUCUUCAGCCCAUACUUCAUCGACAGUGCUUGCCACAUCUCGGGUUUCACUGUCAAUGCGACCGUCAAUCCUCAAGAAGCCUGCUAUAUCUCCCACGGAUGGAAGACUCUUCGCUUCUUGGAGCCUCUCAAGUAUGACCAGACUUAUACCGCCUACGUCAAGAUGCAGCCAUGCGCUGGAAGCAAGAUGAGGAAGGUGAUGUCUAUGUCUUCAACUCUCAGCCUUAUGGACGUGAUGAUGCCAAAGCCGAAGGCCGCUGGCGCUGUCGCCGCAAGCAAGCCAGCUCCAGCUGCGAAGUCGUCUCCAGUUGUCGAGCGUACCCCCGUGAAGGUGGAUAUCCCUGCUGCAGUCAAGACUGUCACCAAGCAGAAGCCGAAGAAGCCCGUCAAAGCCUCCAAGGCACCAAAAGCUGCUGCUCCAAAGCCGGCGUCAACCGGAGGACUUUGCGCCAAGGCCUUCGAUAUCAUCGCUCAAGAAGUCGCCGUUGACCACUCUGAGCUGCAAGAUGACAUCCAGUGGGCCGACCUCGGCGUUGACAGCUUGAUGUCGUUGACGAUCUCUGGCAAGUUCCGCGAGGAUCUUGAGCUCGAGGUCGAGAGCAGCUUGUUCACCGACUUCGCCUCCGUUGGCGCCCUGCGAAAGCAUCUUUCUGGCUUGUCCGGACCAGAGCCUGCUCCUGUUGAAGUCGCAGAUGAAUCUAGCUCCACCGAGUCAACCGACUCUGGCUCUGAGAGCGACGACGAGUCUGCUGAGUCUGGCAUUACCACUCCUGAAGUCGAGGAUUUCCCAGUCAAGAGCCAGAAGUCCGCCGCGGUCGAGGCAGUGGCCCAGGCCCCAUCACCUGCAACUGGCGGCUCAGGUGCUGAUAUGAUCGAGACCAUCCGUGUCGUCAUUGCUCAAGAGAUGGAAAUGGACCUCGAUGAAAUCACCGAAACCACCGACCUGAGCAAUCUGGGCAUGGAUUCUUUGAUGGCUUUGACGGUCCUUGGCAAGCUUCGUGAAGAGCAUGAGAUCGAUCUUGAUCCAUCAAUUCUGGCCGACAACCCAUCGCUGGGCCACCUUCGCAAGGCCCUUGGCCUUGACACACCCAAGGCCGCUCCUGCUCCCGAGCGUAAAGCCGAAGUCGUGGCUCAGGUGGUUGCAGUUGCGCCCCCAGCCCCUCCCGUCGAGGUCGUUGUGAACAUGCCUCCUGCAACCUCGGUCCUGCUGCAAGGAAACCCAAAGACCGCCACCAAGAAUCUGUUCUUGUUCCCCGACGGAUCCGGCUCCGCCACUUCCUACGUGUCCAUCCCUGCCAUCGACAGCAAGAACCUGGCCGUGUACGGUCUGAACUGCCCCUUCAUGAAGGACCCUACCAACUACACAUGUGGUAUCGAGGGUGUGUCGAAGCUAUACCUCGAGGAAGUCAUGCGCCGUCAACCCAUCGGUCCAUACGUCCUCGGAGGCUGGUCAGCUGGCGGUGUCGUCGCCUACGAGGUUACUCGACAACUGUCUGAUCUUUCGAAGCAGUAUCCCGACCGGAAGUACUACGUUGAGAAGCUGAUCUUGAUCGACUCGCCCUGCCCGAUCAGACUAGAGCCUUUGCCUGCUCGUCUUCACCAUUUCUUCGACGAGAUAGGGCUGCUCGGUACUGGUACCGGUAAGACGCCCAACUGGUUGCUGCCUCAUUUUGAGUACAGCAUCAAGGCGCUUACCGCUUACCGACCAGAGCUGAAGUCCACCCGCGACUUCAACGCUCCACCAACAUUGCUCAUCUGGGCGACUGAUGGUGUGUGCGGCAAGCCAGGUGACCCCAAACCCCCACCACAAGCAGAUGACCCGAAGAGCAUGAAGUGGCUGCUGGAGAACCGAAAUGAUUUCGGACCCAAUGGUUGGGACAAGCUUCUUGGAGCCGAGAACUGCUCGAUGGUCAAGGUCGUCGGCAAUCACUUCACGAUGAUGAAGCCGCCAGUGGCCAAGGGCGUCGGGCAAUACAUUCGCGAUUCACUCAACUAA